AUGGCGGCCGAAGGGAAGGUGACGGGGCAGAGCCAGGAGCAGUUCCUUCUGCUCGCCAAGGCGGCCCGUGGCGCCGCCCUCGCCAGCCUCAUCCACCAGGUGCUGGAGGCCCCCGGCAUCUACGUCUUCGGGGAGCUGCUGGACAUGCCCGCCGUUCGGGAGCUGGCCGACAGCGAGUUCUCCCCCGUUUUCCGGCUCCUGACCAUCUUCGCUUACGGCACCUACGCGGACUACCUGGCCGAAGCAGCAAAUCUCCCUCCCUUGACAGAGGCUCAGAAGAACAAACUGAGACAUCUGUCAGUCGUCACUUUGGCUGCCAAGAUCAAGUGCAUCCCCUACUCGGUGCUGCUGGAGCAGCUGCAGCUGAAGAAUGUCCGGCAGCUGGAGGACCUGGUGAUUGAGGCUGUGUACGCAGACGUGCUGCGGGGCAGCCUGGACCAGCGGAACCAGCGCCUGGAGGUGGAUUACAGCAUCGGGAGGGACAUCCGGCGCGAGGAGCUCAGCACCAUCACCCGCACGCUGCAGGAGUGGUGCCAGGGCUGUGAGGUUGUCUUGUCAGGCAUUGAAGAACAAGUGAGCCGGGCCAACCAACACAAAGAGCAGCAGCUGGCGCUGAAGCAGCAGAUAGAGAGUGAGGUGGCAAACCUGAAGAAGACCAUCAAAGUGACUACAGCAGCAGCCGCAGCAGCCACGUCCCAAGACCCAGAACAGCACCUAACAGAGCUCAGGGAGCCAGCCCCUGGCACCAACCAGCGCCAAACGAGCAAGAAAACUUCCAAAGCCAAAGGGCUCCGGGGCAGUGCGAAAAUUUGGUCUAAAUCGAACUAGUUGGGUCUGCCUUCACAACUGGGAGGGUGAGAGGAAAGAGAUCAGGGGAUGAAGGAUCUAGGGUCAAUAGCAAGGGUCCCAAGUGUGAUGUUUCUGAGUUCUUCUCUGAGAUCCAUCUUGCCAGCUAAUUUUCCUGCAUGUUUGUUCUCUUAUCCUCUUUACCAGCUCCCCAGGCAGUGUCUCCCUCCUUUUCAUCACAGCAUUUCACACUCAAAGCUUCCAGGUGUGUGCAUUGCUGUUUCCCCUCAAGCCUCCAUCACCACAGCCAUCUCCUUUCCUCUUUUCUCCCACCGUGUCUUUUGACAGGUCAAUUUAAAGAGCCAUAAACCUUGUCAGUCACCUUUGCACCCACAGGGCAUCACAGAAGCUUGGAAAGAGUGUGGUUGGUGCUCAGCAAUCACUUUGGCUCAGUGAGACCCCUGGGAUCCUUUGCUCCAGGCUGCAGCUGCCAUCUUUGAUUGUUUAAUAUUUGUUUUGCUAGGUGGGAGGGUAGUUUUUGA
This is a messenger RNA of Indicator indicator, 1328 nucleotides long. It is a transcript of the gene COPS7A, whose product is annotated as COP9 signalosome subunit 7A. NCBI's taxonomy places the organism in Eukaryota, Metazoa, Chordata, Aves, Piciformes, Indicatoridae. The transcript has 7 exons. Bases 1 to 828 code for a protein of 275 amino acids. The record is from RefSeq and is a predicted model, not a curated record. Gene Ontology annotation, biological process: COP9 signalosome assembly. Gene Ontology annotation, cellular component: COP9 signalosome.